Monopterus albus (swamp eel) is the source of this 1743-nucleotide messenger RNA. It is a transcript of the gene mmadhcb, whose product is annotated as metabolism of cobalamin associated Db. The record is from RefSeq and is a predicted model, not a curated record. The transcript has 8 exons. Gene Ontology annotation, biological process: cobalamin metabolic process. Lineage: Eukaryota; Metazoa; Chordata; Actinopteri; Synbranchiformes; Synbranchidae. The coding region runs from base 403 to 1296 and encodes 297 amino acids. Gene Ontology annotation, cellular component: mitochondrion.
CUAGCAUGGAGGAGUAUUACUGUUGAGCUACUCUUGACCUGUAAAUUAUUUCCUUUUUAGUAACAUCUGCACUACAGUGUCACAUACCGUCUUUGAAGUUAGUUGUGAAUAAUGGCCGCUAAUUAAUGCAACUAGUUUGAAUCUUUUCGUUAUUCUACAAUAGCAAAUGUUACGGUGCUGACUAAAAGCUCGUCCGGUGUUCACGUGAAACCGGGGUGUUUAGGUGAACCUGUCUGAAUAUUAAGGACGUUUGCUUUUGUUGUGGUAACGGCUGUCUAAAUACGGUUGAGACUCCAGCCGUCGCUGUAUCUGACUAGAUGUCUGGAAACAGUUCGUGACUGCUCACUUCUCCCCUCUUACAGAAACACAACUGGACCCUGCAGAAAGCGCUGACGCACCAGGAUGACCAACGUGCUGUGCAGUAGAGGCAGGCUGGUCACUUACCUCCCAGGGCUUCAUGUGUUAGUGCAUCGCAUAGCUGUGGCCAGAGCUGGAGCCAGAGCCUUCUCUGCUGCUGGAUCUUCGGGCUCUGAUGAACCCCAUGUAACUGUUACUUCCCCUGACAUGGUGUGGCCUGAUGAGAGCAUGGGGCCUUUUGGGCCCCAGGACCAGCGCUUCCAGCUACCCGGUAAUGUGGGUUUUGACUGCCACCUGAGCGGGCUAGCAGAGCAGAAGAAGAGCCCGACACAUAAGAUGGCCCCUGAUGUGCUGUCGACCCCGGCCAGCAGUGAUAGACACGAGUUCAUUCUGGCCCAGUUUAUUGGAGACUUCUUUGAGAAAGAUGACCCAGCCUCGUCUCAGAAUGUCUAUAGAGCUGAACAGUACUUUGAUAAUUCUGCUGUGGAGUGCGCCGUACAGUCCUGCCCUGAGCUACUAAAGAAAGGUUUCCAUUCCAUGUUUCCUGAGGCCCCGUCCUCUGGUAUGAUGGUGCUCACAGUGACCCAAAAGACGCAGAAUGAUAUGUCGUCAUGGUGUGAUGAGGUGGAGCAGGAGAGAGAGCAGAUGCUUGACAAGUUUGUUGAUGGAGCCAAGGAGAUUUGCUACGCCCUGCAGAAAGAAGGAUUCUGGGCCGACUUUAUCGAACCGUCCUCCGGCCUGGCGUUCUUUGGCCCCUACACCAACAACACGCUGUUUGAGACAGAUGACAGGUACCGUCACCUGGGCUUCCAGAUUGAGGACCUGGGCUGCUGUAGAGUGAUUCGACACGCUCUUUGGGCAACACGUGUUUUUGUGGGGACAAUAUUCACCAAUGCACCACCCAGCAGUUCUGUAAUGAAGAAGCUGCAGGGCAGCUGAACAUGGGACACUGGGCUGUUAUUAAAACUGUCAUAAGCUGUCUGGACUGUGGCAAUGUUAUUUAUUCAAAUCAUAAAGUGAAUCCUGUGUUUUUAAUCUUUCCAGCACAUAUUGCUAAAUAUAAAUUAAAGGCACUGCACUUAGUACAUCUGAACAAAAGCUUUGGUUAUAUCAUCAGGUUACCUUAUUUAUAGCACACUUCUUUUAGUCACCGGUUGGGUUAAUGUUUAUUGAAAUCUGUUUGUGUAGUUUGGUCAUGACAGCUAAAAAUAAAAUCAAAAAUAUUUUCUUUAAAUUGGUGUAAAGGAGAUUUAUCACCCUUUUACUCUCACUUGUAUCUUAAUCUUCAGUCUGUCUCAGUUUUAAGGCAAAGCAGGUAAAUGGUUGUAACUACUUUAAGAGAAAUAAAACUGCACACUGACCUCACAUCUGCAGGGCUGGAGUGUU